Messenger RNA from Sporothrix brasiliensis 5110, 1311 nucleotides. RefSeq lists its product as uncharacterized. Lineage: Eukaryota; Fungi; Ascomycota; Sordariomycetes; Ophiostomatales; Ophiostomataceae. Bases 1 to 1311 code for a protein of 436 amino acids. The record is from RefSeq and is a predicted model, not a curated record. The transcript is spliced from 2 exons.
AUGGCGACGAUUGCUCGGCAGCCGUUUGCUCCCCUCGACGGGGCUCGGCUUCAGGCUCUGACGAGCACAAAGAACAGACAGAAUGCUGCUCAGUCACUCGCUUCCAAGAGAAAGGCCCCGACGUGGACCGAGGCCGAGGACGUCGAGAACGUUGACCCGCAACUGUCGGCCAAGCGUUCCAAGGGCGCUGAUGGCUCAGCUCCGGCCGCCGGCAGCAUACUCAAGAAACCGGCUUUCACGCUCACCAAGGCCAACAUGAACGUGUCGUCUGUUGCCAACAUCUUCGACGUCAAGUCGUCGUCACUCUCGUCUUCGCCCCGCACCAUGCUCAAACCCCGGGGCCCUUCCGCCAAGUCUGCGGCCAUGAAGAUCAGCACCAGCCCCAUCCGCAUGUCGACCUCACCGAUUGGCUCGUCUCUGUCCUCGUCUCUGUCCGGCCGCACCCCCCGCGCAUCUCGCCGUGGCGGUCUUCUCACCAGCAAGCGCCGUGCCGCCUCCAACCUGAGCCGCUCGUCACCCACAGCCACCGGUGCCGCCAACUUUGGCUCUGCCGCACCCUUCUCGCUUGACGCCGCCCUCAAGGGCACCUUCUCGUCGUUUGACACGCGCCUGGCCUCGUCGGCUCUUGUCCCGCCCAGCCUGUCGCCCCUGGACGACGCCUCCGGCAUGAGCACUUCAUGGUUCUUUGACAUUCACGAGGACACGCCAGAGCAGGAAAUGACCAACCUGCUGCAGCACAGCACCUGUGUCCUGGACAUUAGCAGCGACGAGGAGUCGGAGCUAAAGGCACGCCGCGAGCGCGCCGAGGGCCGAGACAAGGAGAACAUCCCGCCGCCCAACGAUGUGAGCCAGACCAGUGCCGCCCGUGCAGAAGCUACCUCGGCCACAGCCAACACGGAUGAGAUGUCUGUGGACAAGGCACGCAACCCGCUGUCGCAGCUCAAUGCGGCUGACUACUACGCCGAUGGCUGUGACGAGGCGUCGGUCGUUCUGGUGGCAUCGGACGAACCCGAGGGGGAGGAGCAGCAGCAGCAGCAGCAGCUUGCCCAGAGCAUUGAUGCUGUUGCCGCUGCCACUACCACGGCCGCUGUGGAGGCUUCUGCGGAGACGGUGUCUGAGGUUGUUGAGGCUGCCACGGCCAAGGCCACGGAGUCCGAGGCCGUCGUUCUGGAGGAGACGACCAACGUCGAGGACAUUAUGACGAACCGGGAGAACCCUGCCUGUGAGGCCGCUCUGUUGGAGCCAAUAGACGGUACUGGCGAGAGCUUCCAGCUGUGGGAGAGCGGCAGCCAAAAGGAUGGAGACCUGUAG